Molecule: messenger RNA, 2024 nt
Organism: Blepharisma stoltei
Lineage: Eukaryota; Ciliophora; Heterotrichea; Heterotrichida; Blepharismidae
Source: the annotation of a GenBank genome assembly
AUGACUGAAGACGUGAAAUUAGACAAGCACGGAUUCAUAGUUCAGAACGCAACUCUACAGAAAUCUGACCACAUUGGUCGCGAUAACGCGAGGAUCUUGAAAUGAGAAGAUAUGCUCCAAAGGUGGGAUUAUAACACUAAACGCAGGCCAACUUUUAUUAAAAAGAGAGUUAGAAAAGGAAUCCCAGACUGCUUGAGAGGCAGAGUCUGGGCCGAGCUCGCACAAAUUAGGCAGUUAAAAUCAACAUACGGGGAAAACUACUACAAAACUCUACUAGAGACUGAAACUGAUGCAAUAUCAGCUGAAGACAUCAUGAGAGAUAUUGACAGGACUUUUCCUGAACACAUACUUUUUCGAGAAGGAAACCUCGGCCAGCCCGCUCUGAUCCGGACCUUAAAAGCCUACUCUGUGCAUGAUCCUGAAUUAGGAUACUGCCAAGGUAUGGGCUUUUUAAUUGCGAUGUUUUUAAUAUACAUGAGCGAAGAAGACGCUUUUUGGAUGCUGGUGGCUGUUAUGAACAAAUACCAAAUGCGUGAGCUGUACGUGCCUGGUAUGCCAGGAGUUUAUAAAGCUUUUUACAAAAUCAAUGCUCUUUUUAAGCAUUUUAUGCCGCAGUUGUGAAGACAUUUUCGCGAUUUGAGUCUUCUUCCUUCAAUGUUUGCCCCUUCAUGGAUAAUGACACUUUAUAUUACCCUAUUCCCAAUUGAGGUCACCCUAAGAAUUUUGGACACUUUCUUUUGUGAAGGCCCAAAAGUUAUUUAUAGAGUCUACAUAAUUGCCUUUAAAAAGGCCAAGGAAGAAAUGCUGAGCAUGACCCUUGACGAAAUUUUGGAAAGAAUUAAAACAAUUCAGAGCGAUUUUGCACCAGAUGAACUGAUCAAAAAUGCAUUUGGGAUCUCUCUGACUCCCCCCCCCUCCGUGAGUGAACAAAAAAAUUUUGUUCACUCACGGAGGGGGGUUAAUUUUUUUUUUUUAAAAAAAAUUAUAUAUAAAUUUUAUAAAAAAAUAUUUUUUUUCGAAAUUUAAAAAAAUCCUAAUUCACAAAAAUUGGAAAGCAAAUAUUAAUUUAAUUUAUAAAAUUUAUGUUUUAAGUAGCUUAAACUUAAACUUAAAGGUUGGCGUCUGCCUUAUUGGUUACGCAGUCACCAAGGACUCUCCCGUACGGGCAGUUCAUCCGCUUUGCGCCGUCUUCAGCUUCGCCUUGCUCGAAUUGGGGCAAUGAUUCGCUGGGCAAGUGUUCAGCUCUGACACUACCUUUCUUCUCCUUCAGCGCCUGAUGCCAGGGCACUUCUGAAGUGAGACUCUGCUUGGACGUCUCCUCCUCCCUUUCGGUCCAGUGUUGAGUGGGCGGACUAUGGACUUCUGCGGCUGCUGCUUGUGUCACAAGGUUGGCCACACAAAAAUCCCAAAAAAUGGAAUUUCUGUUCGACCUUUCGGCAAAAGGAAAAAUUUGGAUCCCGGGACGUAACUCCCGGUUUCACGCUAGGCAGUUGCCCGAUUGAUCUGGGUAUUACCUGCAGACCUUGCUGGGCUUGCCCUUUCCAAAUCCAAACCCUCCUUUCCCUUGAGGUAAAACCAACCUCGAAAUCAGACUAAGGGCUAGGCUCUGUACAUUACCAGAAUUGCUUACCUAGCAUUGCCGUCCAUUUCUUGAUUGGUAAAACCUUGCCGGAUAUAAAUAAAAUAUAAGUCGAGUAUGCAUGGCCGGAGGCCAUGCCCAGACGAAGACGCCAUAUUUUAUUUUAUGUUUUAAGUAGCAAUUCGUUUAAAAUUAAACAGAAUUAGCUCUAGAUUUCAUUAUAUUAAUUAUCAUUUAUAUAUCAAUUUUUUUUUCCAUAAAAAAACUUUUCUAUUAAAACAAUUUUUGUUCACUCACGGAGGGUGGGUUUUUGGGCAAAAAAUAGCGAUUUUUCUAAUGGUUUUGUUCACUCACGGAGGGGGGGGGGGGAGUGAGUAGGAAAAAGCUAAAGGAGCUAGACAAAGAAUACGAGACCGGCCAAAAUUCGGAAUUCGUCAAUUGGUAG